This is a messenger RNA of Myxocyprinus asiaticus (Chinese sucker), 776 nucleotides long. Its product is annotated as gamma-crystallin S-like. Gene Ontology annotation, molecular function: structural constituent of eye lens. The record is from RefSeq and is a predicted model, not a curated record. Bases 45 to 671 code for a protein of 208 amino acids. The transcript is spliced from 3 exons. Gene Ontology annotation, biological process: lens development in camera-type eye; visual perception. NCBI's taxonomy places the organism in Eukaryota, Metazoa, Chordata, Actinopteri, Cypriniformes, Catostomidae.
GGAUCUGGUUUUCAUGACAAAGCGAAUGUCCUCUGUACAGAGAGAUGUGUGGCUAUAAAAGAACCGGAGUGGGACGGCCUGAACCAGCACAGCUCCAACACUUUACCCCCCUCCACAGGCACUACUACCAGCCAAACCUCUGCAGAAUGGGUCGGAUCAUUUUCUACGAGGACAAGAACUUCCAAGGCCGACGGUAUGAGUGCGACAGCAACUGCUCGGACUUCCACGCCUACCUGAACCGGUGUAACUCCAUCCGUGUGGAGAGUGGAGCCUGGGUGGCGUAUGAGAGGCCCAACUUCAUGGGCUACCAGUAUGUUCUAACCCGGGGCGAGUAUCCCGAUUACCAACACUGGAUGGGUCUCAAUGAUCGCCUUUGCUCCUGCAAGAUGAUUCACUUUGUAAGCGGUUCUGAGUAUAAAAUCCAGCUCUACGAAAAGGGAGAUUUCGCCGGCCAGGUGCACGAGACAACCGAGGACUGUCCAUCCUUGGUGGACCGCUUCUGUACACGCGAGGUCCACUCUUGUAAGGUACUGGAUGGGAUCUGGAUCUUCUACGAGCAACCAAACUAUAGGGGGCGCCAGUACCUACUGGAGAAGGGUGAAUAUCGUAAGCCCGUGGAAUGGGGCGCCGUCAGCCCCAUGGUCCAGUCCUUCAAACGCCUGACGGAGUGACAUCCAUCUAAAUCCAUCCAUCCAUCUUAUGUCCUCCUCUAACUUCAAACCGCCAAACCACGACAGCACCAAUACACCUGUGCUGAGUCAAUAAACGUGUUGUUG